AUGAACAAGUUCUUCAACGCACUGCUCCUGCUAAUAACUCUGGCAGAAUACGCCCAGCGUUCUGAGGCUGCCGUCUGCGACCGCAUCACCUGUCGUCUGCCCCGAUGCCAUUGUCCCACCUCGCGGCCACCAGCAGGAUUUCGACCCAAAGACACGCCCCAAAUGGUUUUGGUUACAUUUGACGACUCCGUGAAUUUCAACAACAUUCGUUAUUACGAGGAACUAUUCCCGAAGAACAAUCCACUGAGAAACCCUAAUAACUGCACCAUCGGUGGCACCUUUUAUACAUCGAAUAUUGGCGUUGGGAAUACGGUGUAUCACCAUAUUCGUAAACUCUGGGACGAAGGGCACGAGAUCGCCAGCCACAGCAUCUCCCAUCGCUCCCCUCCCUCCUGGUGGGAUCAAGCGACGUACAACGAUUACGUCGAGGAAAUAGUCGGCGAGAAGGACAUGAUCAGCAAUCAGGCCAGACUGCCGCCUGAGGAAAUUCGUGGCAUGAGGACCCCGUUCUUGCAAAUCGGCGGCGACAGCCAGUUCAAAAUGCUCUACGACAACAACUUUACGUACGACUCUUCCAUGUUAACAGGCAAGUACAGCGCCGAGCAGAUUCACAACACCCCUCCCAUAUGGCCAUACACCCUAGAUACCCCGCCAGAGAACUACCUCUGUGAUAUCACCCCUGGAAACUGCCCUAGACGUCCCUAUCCUGGGCUCUGGGAAAUCCCGCUUAAUCGCAUGUACGGCGUCGACGGAAAAGCCUGCGGAAUGGCCGACAGUUGCAGGACGACGACGGAAGAAGACACCUUUAACUACCUUCUGCUCAACUUCCUUAACGACUACUACAACAACCGCAGAGCACCUUAUGGCGUCUAUGUCCACGCUACUUGGUUUAACAGGAAAAAUCGCUUCACAUUAGGCGGACUGAAAAAAUUCAUGCGUUAUAUUAACCGCAUGCCAGACGUUUACAUGGUGACUUCGUAUCAAGUGAUUCAGUGGAUGCGACAGCCGACCCGCUUGGCCGAUAUCAAAAACUUCCAGCCGUGGAAAAGCAGGCGUCAGCAAUGCUGA
Messenger RNA from Lingula anatina, 1068 nucleotides. RefSeq names its product chitin deacetylase 8. Gene Ontology annotation, biological process: carbohydrate metabolic process. Lineage: Eukaryota; Metazoa; Brachiopoda; Lingulata; Lingulida; Lingulidae. The record is from RefSeq and is a predicted model, not a curated record.